GGCGGUGAUAGGUGGAGCGGUGGCUACUUGUUGCUCUCGGGUCGCUGCGGGCCCGCCCCGGGGACACCUGCUGCUGCUCCGAAGCCCUGCAGCCGGCGCGCUCCAGGCCCGUCUCCCGGGGUCGCCUUCGCCUCCUCCUGGCCGCUCCCAACUUCUUCCGCGCGGUUUGAGCGGCUCCGAGGAGGAAGAUGGACAACGGGGUAGGGAGCGAGUCGCAGCACUUGCCCCGGCUGUGCUGCCCGGAGAAGGGGCCGAACGGCUACGGCUUCCACCUGCACGGGGAGAAGGGCAAGGUGGGCCAGUUCAUCCGCCUGGUGGAGCCCGAUUCCCCGGCGGAGAAGUCCGGGUUGCGGGCCGGCGACCGCUUGGUGGAGGUGAACGGCGAGAACGUGGAGAAGGAGAGUCACCAGCAAGUGGUGACUCGCAUCCGGAACUCGCCGGGCUCGGUGCGCUUGCUGGUGGUGGACGCCGCGGCGGAGGAGCGGCUGCAGAAAGCGAGCCUGGAGUGCCGCGAAGAACCGGCCCACGCGCUGCCCGCGGAGAAGGCGGAGGGGAUGAGCGGCGAGCGGGAGCCGCUGGAGGCUGCCUCGCAGCAGCAGCAGGAGCCGGAGCAGAGGAGCGAGGAGGGAAAGGACCCCGCUGCCCAGCGAGAUGAACUGAGACCUCGCCUCUGCAAGAUGAAGAAGGGCCCCAACGGGUACGGGUUCAACCUCCAUAGUGACAAGACCAAACCAGGCCAGUAUGUCCGGGUGGUAGACCCAGACUCACCAGCCGAAUCUUCAGGAUUGCGCCCACAAGACCGUAUUAUUGAGGUGAAUGGGACGUCCAUGGAAGGCAAGCAGCAUUCUGACGUGGUUUCGGCCAUAAGAGCUGGCGGAGAUGAGACCAAGCUGUUGGUGGUGGAUAGCUUAACAGAUGAAUUUUUUAAAAAGUGCAAAGUCCUUCCGUCGGAACAACAUCUGACAGGACCCUUGCCAGAACCAGUUGCCAAUGGUGAUGUAGAAAAGGAGGACAGCAAAGAAGAGCAGCCAGAGCCAGUCUAUGAAAAUACUGCUAGCCCCGAACAUUUGCCUGCUUCCCCUACUGUGAAUGAAAUUCAACACGAGCUCAACUCUCAGGAGAAUGUAGAGAAACGCAGCUCUAUAUCUGACCCUGUUCUUGAUUUGGACAUCCCCCUGGCGGUGGCUAAGGAACGGGCCCACCAGAAGCGCACCAGCAAAAGGGCACCUCAGAUGGACUGGAGCAAGAAAAACGAACUGUUCAGUAACCUCUGAAAUGUCUCAUCCCCAAGCAGGGAGAAGUGGGAGCAGCACCACGAAGUCUCUCCUGAUCUUCCUUGACUUCAUCAUCAGCCUCCAGUUUCUUGGGAGAGGUUCUUCCCCCUCCUCCUUCCCCCCCUUUCCCUCUCUUAGCUUGGGGAUGCACGAUCUGUUUUAUCCUGUGUAAUCUGAAGGAAAACAAAUGGCAUGAUGACCGCGCCUGUACGAUUCUGGAGAAGCAAAUAUAUUUUAAAAGAAUGAGACAUUUUUAUACACUGUCUAUAAAUAGUGGGUUUCAUGUGAAUAUGUGGAAAGGGGUUGAUUGAUCUAUGAAUCUGAAACCAAUAUGGAGCCCGUAGUGAUGGCCCAUACAGUGUGGUUGUCCAUAUCACUGCAUUGAAGACAAACAGGCUGAUAUUUUUACCUCGAACGCAACAAUUUUUUUUAAAUGAAAACUUGCGUUCAGGCCAAGGUUUGAAGGUAUCAAACUUAAGACACCUGAAGUGAUACUAAUGUGCUUAGCACUCUUUAAAGAGCAUCACUUUCAAGAAUAUAUAAAGUCGGACACCUAAAAUGAUUAGUUAUGUGAGUUGUUGCUCUUAGCUGACUUUUGACAGAAAAAUCCGAUUGGAUGCUGAUAGGAAUACAACUGAUUCCUUGGGGGAGACUAUAGCAGUAGGAUAGCAUGAAGACUUUAAAAAGAUAAUUUGAUUCCCUAAUCUCAUUUUUGAGAGCCAAUAAAUUUCCUUUUCUGUGAGGAGGCAUCUUCCUCUGACUAGAAAUUCCAUCCCUAACACUCCAAUCCUUUUAUGACUUUUCUGGAUAAUCAUUCAUUAGAAGAGAUUACGAGCAAUAGUAAGGUACUCACUUGUUCAUGGGACAACAGGACUUGCUGUGUAGCCUCACUUGGGCUUCAAAUAUUUCUGGCACACUCAAGAUCUGAGGUGGAAAGGAAGCUUCAGAAAUGGUCUUGGCUGUAGGCAAGGGGGGUGUUCUUGUAGUUGCUAAAAAAGCAGUCUUCAGGCCUAACAUGGCAACUGAAAACAGCCAAGUGUUUUACCACAGAGUUGGAGCUCAUCAAGGUUUUCAGUAACAAUGCUUAAUUAACAGUUUAUAUAUAAACUGUUUCACUUUCUGAAAUGACAUGUUUUCUAAUUGCAGUCCCCCUUCUCUCUCCCUUUUGUCUGCAUAUGUUGUGGAAAUUAUUCUUCCUGGAUGAAUGUUUUAUUUCCCUGAUUUAAUGUUUGUACUGUCAAAUGCGAGAAGAAAAAAAAUCUGUUUACUGGAAAGAAAAAGUCACCUUGAUUCUCU
Messenger RNA from Eublepharis macularius, 2570 nucleotides. It is a transcript of the gene NHERF1, whose product is annotated as NHERF family PDZ scaffold protein 1. The record is from RefSeq and is a predicted model, not a curated record. Bases 189 to 1274 code for a protein of 361 amino acids. Gene Ontology annotation, cellular component: apical plasma membrane. Gene Ontology annotation, molecular function: signaling receptor binding; protein-membrane adaptor activity. NCBI's taxonomy places the organism in Eukaryota, Metazoa, Chordata, Lepidosauria, Squamata, Eublepharidae. The transcript has 6 exons. Gene Ontology annotation, biological process: protein localization to plasma membrane.